Trypanosoma conorhini is the source of this 1080-nucleotide messenger RNA. RefSeq lists its product as uncharacterized. The transcript has a single exon. The record is from RefSeq and is a predicted model, not a curated record. Bases 1 to 1080 code for a protein of 359 amino acids. Lineage: Eukaryota; Euglenozoa; Kinetoplastea; Trypanosomatida; Trypanosomatidae.
AUGGUCACGCUCUGCGUUAUUGCCUCCUGCGUCGUAUAUGGAAGCUUGUUUUUGUGCAACCGUACGGCGGGCAAAGAGAUAUUUGGGGCACAUAAUAAACUUGCUGCUGCAACACGCCUAGGGCGCUCUGCUGACCACGCGUACCGCGUCUUCGUCUUUACGUACGCACGGCCCGAUGGGCUCAAGGAGACACUGACGUCGCUGUUGAACGCCGACUACUCCAAGGCAUCUGCCGGCGCAGUCGACUUGGAGGUGUUUGUGGAUUACAGGCGAAGUGAGAGCCCCCAGCUGCAAGAGAAGCAAUCGGCCAUCAUACAGAUGCUCAGGGACUUCGCAUGGCCUCACGGUGGGUAUAAAAUACACCAGCGACUGAUCAACGCCGGGCUUCGACUCUCCAUCAUGGAGGCAUGGCAGCCCACAAGCGACCGCGAGGUGGCGGCGUUCUUUGAGGAUGAUGUGGUGGUGUCGCCGUACUGGUUCUCGUGGGUGCACGACGCACUCGGGCAGUACGCACCAGUCGGGGCCGGAAACAUCAUAGAGGCUGACCCCCAUUUCGUUGGCUUCGCCCUGUUUCGUCCCAUCUUCGAUGAGCUCUCAAGGAGGCGCGUGGAGGUGAAGAAUAGUUACGCCCCCUUCCUCCUACAGCAGCCCUGCAGCUGGGGAGCCGUGUACCUCCCGGGGCCCUGGCGAAGGUUUAGGGAGUUUUUUGAGAGGGAAAAGGAAAACGAUCUAAGGGUAAGGCGUUUGGGCCGUGCACGGAAUCCUACAAGCAACUACUGGAACCACAAUUCCUCGUGGAAGAAGUACCUGAUCUACUACAUGUACCGGAACGGCUUGUACAUGAUGUAUCCCAACCUUCCCGAGAAGCUUGUGCUCUCCACUAGUCGUCUGCUCCCAGGGGAACACCCAACGCCGUCAAGGAAGCUCUUUGUUCUCAGUCUGGUACAGAAGGAGCACCUGCGGAAGGAACUGGUGGAGCGCUCACUGAGCCAAUUCACGAGCAUGAAGGACAUGAAGGUCUUUGACGUCAUGUUUAAUGAGGCGCAAAGUGUGGAUGCCCUCCUACCGAAAGGGGGUUAG